UUCGUGAAACGUACUUAUUCCUUCUCUGUUAUAACUUAGGUGUCAGUGUUUCUAUUAUAUUUUUUUAUCUAUAAGCCAUUUGAUUUAUUUUUUGGGUAUCCAUCCAGUUUACAGCUCCAUAGUGUUGUAAAAAUAAAUUAGCUUUUUUUUUAUAAGAAAACCCCGGAAUGUCAAUUUAGUAGUGACUAAAUGUGCUUCUUCACUAACGAAUUAAAAUGCUUGGCAACGUCAAAAAAUCUGCAUUAUGCUGUGACUUCAAAAAUUGAUGUCGGAGUGUGAUUGUCGAAUAUUCGGGAUUAGUUUUUAAAUAAUCUGAAAACAUUAUUAAAAUUUGUGUGUGACAUGUUAGUUUAGCAUUUAAGAUGGCCUCAAAUUCAACUUUCGAGGCUAAAGUGUUAAUGUCCAAAGGAAAACGUGCUGCAGCAGCUUAUAUACACGCUGAUUGUUCACAAAGAGCUAAUCCCAAACAUCUGAGUGAAGUUUUAGAUAUUUUAUUAAAUCCUGCCAAAGCAAUUGAUGAAUGGGAGACGAUAGAUUGGUGCAAAUGGCUAAUGGCUGGGGGCAGAACCCCAGAUGAAUUCGCUAACACAGUUCGAACUUAUGAUAAUGCAACCACUUGUGGUUUAGUAUGGACUCCCAAUUUUGUUGCAUAUCGUUGUAGAACUUGUGGAAUUUCACCAUGCAUGUCUUUAUGUACCGAGUGUUUUAAAAAAGGUAACCAUCAGAGGCAUGACUUUAAUAUGUUCCUCAGUCAAGCUGGUGGCGCCUGUGAUUGUGGGGACACUUCUGUUAUGAAGGAAACUGGGUAAAUAUCUUCUUGUAAAAUUGUGUGUAGA
Messenger RNA from Agrilus planipennis (emerald ash borer), 836 nucleotides. Its product is annotated as E3 ubiquitin-protein ligase ubr3-like. The record is from RefSeq and is a predicted model, not a curated record. The coding region runs from base 363 to 809 and encodes 148 amino acids. Gene Ontology annotation, biological process: protein ubiquitination; ubiquitin-dependent protein catabolic process via the N-end rule pathway. The transcript has 2 exons. Gene Ontology annotation, cellular component: ubiquitin ligase complex; cytoplasm. Lineage: Eukaryota; Metazoa; Arthropoda; Insecta; Coleoptera; Buprestidae. Gene Ontology annotation, molecular function: ubiquitin protein ligase activity; zinc ion binding.